CCUGGGCAGUUUGUUUACCAACACGGCGGGAAGUUCGGCUUUAAAAAAAUUAAAUAACCUAUAAAAUGUGGUCAUGGCGCUCAAGGUCUGGAUACGAGUUUCUCCAGACAAAUGAUCACGAAGACAACGAGAGUGUCACAAGUUUUUCGGGUCUCUGCGCCAGCGCAGUGGUGCGGUGGAAACGCCGCCUGGCUGAGUUCUAUCGCGACUACACUACACCCUGGACCAGAAUAUACGAGGACGAGGCGACGACCUCGGGCGUGACGGACGGCGCGCCCGGCGACCAGAACCGCGUCAUCUUCAUCAACCACCCGCAGCCGCAGAAGUUCGUCUCCAACAGCAUAUCCACCGCCAAAUAUAGCGUCCCGUCGUUCAUCCCGCUGUUCCUGUUCGAGCAGUUCCGGCGCUACUCCAACUGCUUCUUCCUGCUCAUCGCGCUGCUGCAGCAGAUCCCCGACGUGUCGCCCACGGGCCGCUGGACCACGCUCACGCCGCUCAUACUCAUCCUCAGCGUCAGCGCCGUCAAGGAGAUCGUGGAGGACUUUAAACGUCACAGAGCAGACGAUGAGACAAACCGGCGGAAGGUGGAGGUGCUGCGCGACGGCCGCUGGCUGUCGCUGCGCUGGGAGAAGCUGCUGGUCGGCGACAUCUGCAAGGUCGUCAACAACCAGUUCUUCCCCGCCGACCUCGUGCUGCUGGCCUCAAGCGAACCACAAGGCAUAUCGUUCAUCGAGACCUCGAAUCUGGACGGGGAGACCAACCUGAAGAUCCGCCAGGCCAACCCGGAGACGGCGCGACUGGACAGCACGCGGCAACUGGCCGAGUUCCAUGCUACUGUGCAGUGUGAAUCGCCUAACAGACACCUUUACGAGUUCAAUGGCAUGCUGAAGGAAACUAACGCCAAGACGAUACCACUGGGUCUGGACCAGAUGUUGCUUCGUGGGGCGAUGCUUCGGAAUACCUCGUGGGUGUACGGUGUGGUGGUCUACACGGGCCACGAGACUAAGCUCAUGAAGAACUCCACUAAAGCCCCGCUGAAGCGCUCGUCGAUCGACCGGCAGACCAACACGCACAUCCUGAUGCUGUUCAUGAUCCUGCUGGCGUUGUCGCUGCUCAGCGCCGCCUUCAACGAGCUGUGGGUGCGCAGCCACAGCGACUGGUACAUCGGCCUCACGGAGGCGCAGAAUACACAUUUCGGAUUUAACUUUUUGACAUUUUUGAUAUUGUACAACAAUCUUAUACCUAUAUCGUUACAAGUUACUGCUGAAAUUGUUAGAUUUUUUCAAGCGAAGUUCAUCGCGAUGGACAGCGAGAUGUAUCACGAGGCGACAGACACACCGGCUAUGGCGCGCACGUCCAACCUCAACGAGGAGCUGGGCAUGGUCAAGUACGUGUUCAGCGACAAGACCGGCACGCUCACCUGCAACGUCAUGGACUUCCACAAGUGCUCCAUCGCAGAGAUGAUCUACAACCGUCCCGGUGAGAGCGAGCGUCUGGAAGACACGCUUCUCUACCAGAACCUGAUGCGCAGCGCCGCCGCGCCCGUCAUCCGCGAGUUCCUCACCAUGCUCGCCAUCUGUCACACCGUCAUUCCCGAGAAGGUCAACGGGAAGAUCAACUACCACGCCGCCUCGCCGGACGAGCGCGCGCUAGUGAUGGGCGCGGCGCGCUUCGGCUUCGUGUUCGAGACACGCACACCUACCUGCGUGCGAAUCCGCGUGCCCGCGCCCGCCACCGCCACCGCCGCCGGGCCCACUGCUGGGAUGGCCACGCAAGAAGAGGAGUACGCCAUCCUCAAUGUUAUAGACUUCACCUCGUCUAGGAAGCGGAUGUCUGUCAUCGUGAGGACGCCCACUGGCGAGAUCAAGUUAUACUGCAAGGGCGCGGACUCGGUAAUCUACCCGCGGCUGGCGGGCGGGCCCGCCGCGCCAUACUCUGCCGCCACGCUGGCGCACCUCGAGCACUUCGCGUCCGAGGGGCUGAGGACGCUGGUGUUCGCCGUGGCGGACGUGCCCGAGGCGCUGUACCAGGAGUGGUCGAACACAUACCACAAGGCGUCGAUCGCGAUACAGGAGCGCGAGCAGAAGAUCGAGGAGGCGGCGCUGCUCAUCGAGAACAACCUACGUCUACUCGGCGCCACCGCCAUCGAGGACAAGCUGCAGGACGGCGUGCCCGACACGAUAGCGGCUUUACUAAAAGCCAACAUGUACGUGUGGGUGCUGACUGGCGACAAGCAGGAGACGGCCAUCAACAUCGCCCACUCGGCGCGCCUCAUCCAUUCCGCCAUGCCGCUGCUCAUACUCAACGAGGAUAGUCUCGAUGGCACCAGAGAGACGAUAUCCCGCCACGCGGCCGAGUUCGGGGACAACCUUCGCAAACAGAACGAGGUGGCACUUAUCAUCGACGGCAAGACGCUCAAGUACGCCAUGGGCUGCGACCUCAAGAAGGACUUCCUCGACCUCUGCAUCUCCUGCAAGGUCGUCGUCUGCUGCAGGGUCUCGCCCAUACAGAAGGCCGAGGUCGUGGAGAUGGUAUCGACCGCUACGGGCGCGGUAACACUGGCGAUCGGCGACGGCGCCAACGACGUGGCCAUGAUCCAACGAGCGUCCGUCGGCGUCGGCAUUUCCGGCGUCGAAGGCCUGCAGGCCGUCUGCGCCUCCGACUACAGCAUCGCACAGUUCCGCUUCCUGCUGCGGCUGCUGCUGGUGCACGGCGCGUGGAACUACUCGCGGAUCAGCAAGCUCAUCCUGUACUCGUUCUACAAGAACAUCUGCCUCUACGUCAUCGAGCUCUGGUUCGCCAUCUACUCCGCCUGGUCUGGUCAGAUCCUGUUCGAGCGCUGGACGAUAGGGUUCUACAACGUGAUCUUCACGGCGCUGCCGCCCUUCGCCAUCGGGCUCUUCGACAAAUUGUGUUCACCUGAUAUUAUGCUAAGGCACCCGAUCCUGUACAUCCCGUCGCAGCAAGGACUUCUAUUCAACGUGCGCGUAUUCUGGGUGUGGGCCAUCAACGCUCUCCUACACUCUGUUCUAUUGUUCUGGCUGCCCGUGCUUAUGGCGCCCACCGCGCUGUGGCCCAACGGCCGCGACGGCGGCUACCUCGUGCUAGGGAACAUUGUCUACACGUACGUGGUGCUGACGGUGUGCCUGAAGGCGGGACUGGCGACUCACUCGUGGACGUGGGUCACACACGUGGCCAUCUGGGGCUCCGUGGCCAUGUGGUUCCUCUUCAUACUCAUCUACAGCAACAUCUACCCGUGGAUCCUGAUCGGCGCGGUGAUGCGCGGCAUGGACCGCAUGGUGUUCAGCUCGCUGGUGUUCUGGUUCGGGCUGCUGCUCAUUCCCGUCGCCACGCUCAUACCAGACCUCAUCGUCACUGUCAUCCACAACUCUGCGUUCAAGACGAUGACGGAGGCGGUGCGCGAAAGCGAGAUCAAGCAACGCGACCCCGCCGCGCUACUCGCGCAGCCGAGGCACUCCCUCACGGAGACGGCGCGCCUGCUCCAAAACGUUCGCAGCGUGUUCAGCCGCCGCUCCGCCUCGCGCACCCUGGAACUGGAGAUGUCACGUGAGUACGCACCGCGUCCUAGACGCCCGCACACUAGCCCACACUUUACUUUCCCAAGUCGGCCCCGAGCAUUUAAAGGACACAGGUACCUUACAUUAUUAUUAUUCUUCUGUUUAAUGGCUUAUGGUGCCUAUUUGAAGCACACUGGUUUCGCCAAUGUCGAGUGUUUAACGAGACACGGUGGACAGGUACCUUACAUUACUUGAUUGAUU
Messenger RNA from Ostrinia nubilalis (European corn borer), 3779 nucleotides. It is a transcript of the gene ATP8A, whose product is annotated as probable phospholipid-transporting ATPase IA. Gene Ontology annotation, molecular function: ATP hydrolysis activity; ATP binding; magnesium ion binding. The transcript is spliced from 24 exons. Gene Ontology annotation, biological process: phospholipid translocation. Gene Ontology annotation, cellular component: plasma membrane. Bases 66 to 3773 code for a protein of 1235 amino acids. The record is from RefSeq and is a predicted model, not a curated record. NCBI's taxonomy places the organism in Eukaryota, Metazoa, Arthropoda, Insecta, Lepidoptera, Crambidae.